AAAAGAAUAGAAGAAGAGGUUAAGAUUUAAAAAUCAGCAUAAGGUGUUAACAAGAACUGAAGCGGAAUAAAUGCGAAGGAACUAGUGUAACAUGGGAGUGGUACGCCAAAUUGAAAUAAAACAAGGGAAAUUGCUAGCGCUGUGAAAACUUAUGCAAGGUACAGAGAAGUGUGUGUAUAACCAAAAGCUAUGAAUAGGUACAAUCACCAUUUGUUUAAAAAAAUGUAGCGAGCUGUAUAAUUAAAGUGAUGCAAAGUAAUUACAAGUAUGGGUCACAAAAUAAAUAAGUUUCAUCAUGGCAUAACUCGAGUAAAAAUAGUAAAAUCUGUGAAAAUAGAUUGAGCGGAUUAAAAUGUACAGUAUAGAAGUGACGUAUUUAUAUGCAAAAAUAUUUAACGGUCCGUUUAACUAUACAGUGAAAGUUUUUGUUUUUACAUUUUAUUAUAUUGUUUUAUUUAUUUUAUUAUUUUUUUUAUCUGGUCCAUAUUUUUGUUCGUUUGGUUUGUAAUUCCACGAGUGUUGGGAGCCACCAUACGACAAUGGAAUGGACUGGUCUAGCUAGCGGUUCGCGUGCAACGCCAAAAAUAAAAUGUUAGAACACUGUAACGAGAGAGAAAUCUAACAGGAUUAGUAAAUGAAAAAGUGGCUACUGCCCACAACGAAACCCAAAAGAGUAAAUAUCAUGAAAAAUGAAUGUAACGUGAGAAAAGACAUGAAGGUAUGAGUAACUCUUGUAAUUAAAAGCGUUUAGUUAACAAAUUCACAGUAUCGUUUAGGCCAGUGUACACGCCGACCAGAGCGUGUAACCGGUGCUUUACUUGUCUCAUCCGGAGAACUGCUAGGUUUAGUAGGAUUUUCGACAAUCGAACUUGGCUGGGGUGUGGGUGCGGGCGUAGUUGCUGGUUGUGUAGGCGUGAGGGGUACAGAUUCUUCAAUGUAGGCCGCUUUAAGUCUGUCGACACUUACGGUGUCUUGACGGCCAAGUCGAUCAAUAACAAAAAAUUUUUCUUUCCUACUAACGACCUUGAAUGGUCCAUCAUAAGGAGGUUGUAACGGUCUACGAACGGCGUCGCAACGCACAAAAACGUGCGUACAGUCAUCGAGUCUAGCAUCUACUUGCACUCUCUUGUUUUGUGUGCGUGUGGGAGUUGGUUGCAGGCGCUGCAUAAGGCGCUUGAGGUUCUGAGCAUAACAAUGUACAUCCGUAGCACUUGUCUCACCAAUUUUCAGGUGAGAUAAUUUCACCAGGUAGACGAAGGGUGGUAGAAUUUUUGUCCAACCCUAUCACAUACAGUGGUUUGAAAUCUAUGCCUACAUUACCAUAGCUGUGUUGCUUUCGAGACUUCGUACACACUUAUCAACUCUUUACUGCUAUCACAUGCAUAUCUGGCAGCGGUGCAAACUCGCCCACAGAUUCCCAACGUAGUGUCAGGAAAUUACAUUAAGGUGGUAACUUCUAUUGAUCUAACGACCUUCCUGCAAUGGUGAGACUUGUAGAAUCAUUAUUUCCUGCCAGUGUUGUAGCUUGUCGGUUCAUUGGGAUAUGCAGGCCCGACCAUUAUGUCAAGAUACCAGCUAUCAGUCGGGAUUAAGUCUCUAAAGAACCGUAAAUUUCGAUUUCGAAGGUUGUUUGAUUAAUUUGAUAUGAUUAUGAGCCAUAAAUUGUGCUUGAAAUAUCACCUAGUGAACAUUGUGUCAAUUAAAUCAAAUAAAAUCAAAUAACUCACAUGAGAUUAUGCUAUACCUGAAUGUAGAUGUACUACUGUUAUAUCGUGUUACAUUUUCAUGCAGCAGUUUGACACCUUGUAAUGUUUGCCGAUUUUGUUCCACCUAAAUAAAUCAUAGUAAAAUCUGAAUAUUAAAAUCUGUAAAGAUAGACAUUAAGCAGUUAAUGCAUUUCAACAUCAAAAACAACAACAACUUUAUUGAUGUGGUUUCAUGCUUUGUGUACAAUGAACAGACCUACUGAAUUUAACAUUAUUUUGUUGUUGUUUUUUUUGUUUUACUCCCGAUUGUGAUGCGUUUUUCAGCCGAUUGUUUCUCUCACUGAAGAUGAUGAAGAAAUAUCUCCUGAUUUGAGCGAUUUACUUCCAAAGAUUCGUAAGAUUAUAGAUGUAAGUUGUUCAUUCUUAAUUAAUUUCUUUUUAUGCCUGAUUAUUUAGCAAAAUGUCAUGAAACCUGUUGAUCCCGAGUUAUGUCAGUUGUUAAAGUUAUUGAGUGAAGGUCUGAGUAUUGCUGACAGACAGGAUGGAUUUUCCAAGUAUUUACGUGAUCAAGAAAAAAUGCAUCUACCAGCCUCAUCUACAUCACACAGAGAAAUCAUGGAGAUGGUUAGUUCAUUGAAUGUAUUUUUAGCUAAGCUGACUUUAACUGCUGACACUGUUGACCAAAUGUGAUUUUACAGAAAAACAAGACAUUGAUUCACAACCAUGAUCUAAAUACUCAACCCUCUGAAGAUAUUAAUUUUGAUGGAUAAGAAUCUGAAGGCAUCUGUAAAGCGCCAUGUUCCGGAGGUGUGUGUGUUUGAAUCUAAAAGUGAUUGAAUUUCUGUAAUUGUGUACAUAAAUAACAGCGAGGAAAUUACACAAUGGAAAAUGAAAAAUUCGAUUUACAGUGAAA
This is a messenger RNA of Trichobilharzia szidati, 2619 nucleotides long. Lineage: Eukaryota; Metazoa; Platyhelminthes; Trematoda; Strigeidida; Schistosomatidae. The record is from the annotation of a GenBank genome assembly.